GAAAAAGUAUUUACAUUUUGAAUGAGUUUUAUUGCAUUAAAUGAACAUGUUGAAGAUAAAAAUCAAAAUAAUUUUUGAAUGCAUAAUUAUUUUAUUAAAAAUCAGUUUUUAUUUAUCCCGUCGUACAGUUAUUGAAAGUAGAUCAAGUGUUGUAUACGAUUCCUAUGGAGAUGAUUCUUCUAAUUCUACUGAUGAUUACAAUAAUGCAACAUUUCCUCAAGAAUUUGAUGCAUUUUCUGGAAAGUCAUACUUCUCAUACGAAGAUACAAAAGAUCCACUCAACGAAGCAAAUGUAACGAAUGACUAUUAUUUUGAUAAUAAAAGUCGUGAAAUAUAUUCAGAUGAUAAUGGAUGGUAUAAUUAUGAUUUUAAUGAUGAAUCUAAUGUGAGUGAUGGAAAUGAUAUAUUUGGUGAAAAAAAUGAAAACGAUAGAUAUUAUGACAGUGAUUAUUAUUCAGGGAGGGAUCGGGACGAAAGCUGGCAUGAACAGUAUGAGUUAGAAAGACAACAAACCAAUGAAACAAAUUAUACAACUCAUAGUCCUAGUGGAAAAGCAGAGUGAAAGGAAAACCAAACAUCGACAACAACGACAAUGCCGAUGACGUCAUCAUCAAGAGACGUUAAAGGUUGAGCUGAUGUUACAUUAUUUAUUAAAAAAUACGAUCCCAUAUUUUUUAUAAAGAUGCGAACAGAAUAACUGAUAAAAAAGUACUUAAAAUCGCUGAAAACCGUGUUACUUGUUAUGUCAUAUUUCAAUGUGGGGUAGUCGGUAAAUUUGAGGGACAUUGUAAUGUUGACCAAAGAUUUAAGAAGUAGCUUGAAGAAAUCAGAAAGGUUUUGUAGACAGUUUUUGUUAUGGUAUGGUACCAGAUGGUUGAUUAUUGAAAAUACAGAAACAUUUUUGUUCUUCCAAAUUUGAUACCACCUGUCAGUAAUGUCAAGGCAAUCAGCUUAUUAGGGGAUUCAAAGAAAAAUAAUCAAGCU
Schistosoma curassoni is the source of this 984-nucleotide messenger RNA. Lineage: Eukaryota; Metazoa; Platyhelminthes; Trematoda; Strigeidida; Schistosomatidae. The record is from the annotation of a GenBank genome assembly.